Messenger RNA from Geodia barretti, 200 nucleotides. The record is from the annotation of a GenBank genome assembly. NCBI's taxonomy places the organism in Eukaryota, Metazoa, Porifera, Demospongiae, Tetractinellida, Geodiidae.
CAAUGCGGGGGAGGUAGUGGAAGCCGCAGCGAGGGCGAGGAGAGGAAGAAGCGAGUGAGGCUCCUUCCGGCAGUGAAAUGCGUCAUGAUGAAGUUCGUGAUGAAGAUCAUGCUGUCGUUUUCUCUGAUGUGUAUCAUGAUCAUGAUGUUGUGCGGGAACCAUCUCCCACUCUACACGAGAUAAAUGAAGCUGCAAAUGCG